Molecule: messenger RNA, 291 nt
Organism: Dovyalis caffra
Lineage: Eukaryota; Viridiplantae; Streptophyta; Magnoliopsida; Malpighiales; Salicaceae
Source: the annotation of a GenBank genome assembly
AUGUCUAAGAUUGAGAAGAAGACAUCACGGUUUGGUGAUUUGGAAGAGAUGGAGGUCCCCUUCAAUACUGCGAGGCAUAGUAAGGAAGGGAAUAUUCGAUCCCAAUUAUCACGAAGCAUCAAAAUCCUUAUGCGUGAGCUCCUUUCAAUUCACCCUGUAUUUCACAUCUCCCUUCUCAAGAAAGCAAUUGGGUUGCGUAUGGUAACCAAGAAUCUCCCUAAAUUGUACCCAAACUCUCCACCUCAACCAGUUGCCAUACUUGACAAGAGAUGGAACAAGGCUGGAGUCUAA